Messenger RNA from Protopolystoma xenopodis, 597 nucleotides. The record is from the annotation of a GenBank genome assembly. NCBI's taxonomy places the organism in Eukaryota, Metazoa, Platyhelminthes, Monogenea, Polystomatidea, Polystomatidae.
AUGCUUGUGUGCUCGCGUUCGCAUGCGUACUUUCGCGCACGUACAUUCGCCUCGUCUCGUCGUCUGUUCACUUUUGCGGCCCCGCCAAGGCGGCGGCCAUUUUACCGGCCUCCCUCGGGUCGAAACUCUUGUCUGCUCGAAGAGCGGAGGCACCGGCGGCCUGAUCGAUCAAUGGCCGGCCCGGCUCGGCUCAGCUCAGCUCAGCUCAACUCGGCUCGGCUCGGCCUGAUUCAGUUGGCCGGUCUGUCGACGCAAGGCACUUAUUUCAGACAGUCUUGCUCGCGCCUCAACCGACCUCGACAGGUGCGGCCUCUUGCGUCGGUCGGUCGGUCGGUCGGUUCAUCUGCCCUUCGCCGUCUCGAGGCUCGCCCCAUACGCCGCGGUCUCCAAGGCUCAUCUCCCAAUCGGCCUCUCAUUGGUUGCACUCGUGAUCCGGUCAAGACGAGUCCUCUUCGUCUCGAGGUUCGGGUUCCGAAGUCCCAGGCCCAAGCGGAUGGACAGGCGCGCACUGACGCCAAUCGAAUGCAGCCGGUCGGUCGGCUCGAGGCGCGCUUGCCUCAUUUCUCCAUCGAUUCACUUGCGGCGUUUGCUGGCUAA